CCCCAGUGUGAGUGCUGCAGGGCCGCAUUCGAACCCCGCUCUGGCCAGAGGUGGGGGGCUGGCAGCCAGGACUCCUGGGUUCUCUACUCACAGGCCCCGCUUUGCCCCACAGCCCAGGAUGGACGUGGGUGCCUAUCUCUCCCGGAUCGGGUAUCAGGGCCCGACGGAGCCCACCCUGGAGACGCUGCGGGGGCUGCACCGUUGCCACCUGUUCUCGGUACCCUUUGAGAGCCUGAGCGUGCACUGCGGGGAGCCCAUCACCCUGGUGCUGCCCCUGCUGUACCACAAGAUCGUCCGCCGGCGGCGCGGCGGCUUCUGCUACGAGAACAACGGGCUCUUCCUGUGGCUGCUGCGGGCGCUGGGCUUCUGCGUGGUGGGGCUGGCCGGCCGCGUCCGGAACCGCUUCACCGGGCGGCUCGGGCCGCCCCGCGACCACCUGGUGCUGCUGGCCCAGCUGCAGGGCCAGCGCUUCCUGUGCGACGUGGGCUUCGGGGACGGCUUCCUGGAGCCCCUGCGGCUGGAGCUGGGCCUGGAGCAGCCACAGGAGGGCGGCAUCUUCCGGCUGGGCCUGGCGGGGGGCGUCUGGGCGCUGGAGCGGCUGCGGGCACCGGGCGAGGAGGGGCGGAUGCUCUACACCUUCACGCUGGAGCCGCGGGAGCUGGGAGACUUCGCCGCCAUGUGCUGCUACCACCAGCACGCCCCCAGCUCCAUCUUCGCCUGCAAGUCCUUCUGCAGCCUGCCCCAGCCGGGCGGCGGCCGCCUCACCUACAUGGGCUGGCGCCUCAUCGCCACGCGGGGCGGGGAGCGCACAGAGACCCCUCUGCAGCCCCCCGAGAUCCCCGCCCUGCUGCAGCACGCCUUCGGGGUCCAGCUGAGCCGGACCUUGGUGCCCAAGGACCAGGACAUACAGCCACCCCCUGAGGGGGAGGAGAUGGGGCCAGCUCCCCCCCACUGAACAAAGGAGCGCCGAGAAAGGAGGAUGGGGGACCCAGAGACACCCCUGACAGCACCCCUGGGGGCCCGGCUCUGAGAGCUGUGGGGAGAGCGAGCUGUAAAACAUGCCAGCCAGGGCAGAAACCUGGCUGGGCCCAAAGGGAAGAACGAGGGGUGGGCUGGGAGCCAGGACUCCUGGGUUCUAGCCCCGCUCGGGGAAGGAAGCAGUGUCAUGGGUUGGGUUGGGCUCGGCUCAGGACUCCUGGGUUCCAUCUCUGGCUCCGACACCGACUCCGUGUGAUGCUGGAUGGGUCCAUCCCUGUGGUGUAUUGAGCGUGUGAGCUCUGUAGGACAGGGCCUGUCUUAUGCUGAGCAGCGAGGCGG
Messenger RNA from Dermochelys coriacea (leatherback sea turtle), 1317 nucleotides. Its product is annotated as arylamine N-acetyltransferase, pineal gland isozyme NAT-10-like. Bases 119 to 955 code for a protein of 278 amino acids. The record is from RefSeq and is a predicted model, not a curated record. NCBI's taxonomy places the organism in Eukaryota, Metazoa, Chordata, Testudines, Dermochelyidae. Gene Ontology annotation, molecular function: acetyltransferase activity. The transcript has 2 exons.